CCUUGAGGUGAAGGUCAAAUAAAAAGUUUUGGCAUCAUGGCGGCUCGAAGGCUUGCAGUGUCAGCUGUGGACUGGACUGCUUUUAAGCAGCGUGUUCCUCCAAGACAGCAAGAAUUUUUCAAGGCAUUUAAAUCUAAGAAUGAUAAUUUUGUCAAUAGAGUUCACCAGUAUCCAGCAGACCUGCCCAAAAUUGACUUCAGUUAUUAUAAAGGCAAACUUCCUUUCCCAGCACUUGUUGAUGAGUUUCAGAAGGGAUAUGAAAAUGUGAGCAUACCCUACCCUACUGACAAAAGUAACACAGUUCGAGAGAUUGAAAACCAGGAAAAAGAGGCUCUUGAAGUUAGCAAGAAGUUCAGAGCUGAGAGACAGCAGGAAAUUGAUGAUGCUAAGCUGGUGUUGUCAAAGAUUGACAGCCUGCCCAAGCCAGAUGAGAUGACAAUGGAAAUGUAUGCCUACUACUUUCCGGAAAAAGCUAUCAAUCCUCAGCGCCCAACUUUCUGGCCACACAUUCCCAAGAUGCAACCUGGCCACCCAGACAGCCACCUCAUAUAAUGCAACUUGUUUCGUGAUGGCAUGACUGCUAGACUUGUGUUUCAGAAAAAAGUGUAUUUGCAAAGCUGAUUUUGUUCUUUGUGAAGCUGAUAGACAUGUCAAAAGAACUGUAGCUCAAUAUCUCCAUUUUCUGUUGAAUAAAAUAGCCUUGGUUGACAUCUGCACUGUACAAGAGAAAAAUUAUGGAGAUAGUGAAAUAAAGACUGAUAAACAAU
Pomacea canaliculata is the source of this 767-nucleotide messenger RNA. RefSeq names its product ATP synthase subunit d, mitochondrial-like. Lineage: Eukaryota; Metazoa; Mollusca; Gastropoda; Architaenioglossa; Ampullariidae. Gene Ontology annotation, molecular function: proton transmembrane transporter activity. Bases 37 to 552 code for a protein of 171 amino acids. The record is from RefSeq and is a predicted model, not a curated record. Gene Ontology annotation, biological process: proton motive force-driven ATP synthesis. The transcript is spliced from 5 exons.